GAUUCUGGUAGCGAUGGUACUCGGAUCCCGGCCCUCUCCGGCCAACCAUAUGCUUCAUGUUUGUGAAAUACCGAGGAAGGCCGCUACAGAAGGCGCACGCCGAUCUGCGAUUGCCGGCCUUUUACUCAGUUCUAUCGCAGCGAAGAGCACAUGGAGGAUGGCCCGCAUGGGGCACUGUGCUCACACGAGAUAACAGUGGGAACGGUACAAGGUUUGGUCAAGUCAAACCUUAUAGUACGCAAGCUACUUAAUCUAACGCUCCCCAAGCACCUGUAUCUCGGUCCCCUCCACAGGUCAAACCAGGGUCAAACGUACGUACAGCACUGACAUGCAGAACAUCGUUCUUCCCGUCGGCUGGGCGUCGGGCCCCAGAUACCUCCUGCCGGCUCAUUCAAGGUCCCUUCCCAACAUCAAGAUCGCAGCGCACGACCAGGAUGCCGAUGGAGCUACACGGGACGAAGGUAAUGCUCCCAGUGCGCACGAUGUACUUGGAGCACGACCACUCGCCACCCACAUAUCCGAUCGCUGUCCUAUCGAAAUCUACGAGAAUGUCAUCGAGUACCUAUACCCCUGGAAGCCCGCGCUGGCCAUUGCGGCAUUGGUUUCCCGGACAUGGUAUCCUCGCGCCGCUUCGCGCCUCUAUCACACCGUUGUCAUCAGAAGGCGCGCGAGCUACGAGUUGCUGGUGAAGCAGCUACGCACGUCGCCCCGUGUCCAGCGAUGGCUACAGUCUACACACAAAGUAGCGUUCCGCGAAGGCCCAGGUAUACCCUUCCUGGACGCCUUCCCUAUGGUCUUCGGCCCUGCUGCCCUGCCCUGCAGGUCCUCGACAUCAAUUGGAUCUGCGUCGUAACAUGCAUCCGACUUUCCAUCUUGCCUGCAUCAGCUCCAGCACAUCGUGUCCUUACGUCUGGAUGAAGUUCAACUGAGCAGUCCCAGUUGCGACAGAUUGUCUGUGCGUUGAAAUGU
Fomitopsis serialis is the source of this 969-nucleotide messenger RNA. RefSeq lists its product as uncharacterized. The coding region runs from base 329 to 853 and encodes 174 amino acids. The record is from RefSeq and is a predicted model, not a curated record. The transcript has 2 exons. NCBI's taxonomy places the organism in Eukaryota, Fungi, Basidiomycota, Agaricomycetes, Polyporales, Fomitopsidaceae.